UAAGUCAAACCAAGAAAUCAUUUCUUCAUCGGCUAAUUCAAGCAACCAACUGAGAUACUUCCAAUUUACUAUAGUUAAAAUAUCGUAAUACAAUCGCUAAUAUGGUUAUUUUAAAGUUUUCUUGCUUUCUUUUAUUUUCAUUUCCAUUGAUACUUAUUCUCAGACGUCUGUCAACAUGACUUUAAAACUUUAAAAAGAUUCAGAUUACGUUUUUGACGUCAUCGCUUCAUCUUCAACAUUAAUGGGGCAAAAAAACACAUUAGCAGAUCGUCCUUCGCGAAUUUUGCCAUCACCAUAUUUUAGUCCAAAUGUUGUAGUAUUGUUGACUUCGUCUCUUUUUUUACGAUAUUUCUUCAGAGAAAAAUCGAAUUAAGCCAUGCCGAUUCUCAAACGACCAUGAAAAGUCACAUUCUCGGGGUUUUGUCAGAUGACGUCAUUCUAUCAUAGUAAAACAGAACGUGCGUUCGUAAUGCUGGUUGAAGGUUUUAGGAUUUGACAUGCUUCUCGUCCUGUCUCCUUCGAACCGUUUCCUUCGUUUUCUAGACUUCCAGACCGCGUCAAGUGACUUAGGAAAUAAUAAAAGGCUAGCAUGUAAUCAUACGUUUCGCGUAUCAUCGACUGUAAGUGCUACCCUAGUCAUCUGUACAAUGCUUAUGUCAAUCUAUCUGAAAUCUCCUCUCGUCUCGUUCGAAUAAGUGUGUUCGCGGGGAUCUUUGAUAUACUUUUCUAAAACUAGUGAUUCAAGUUAAAAUCUCGUGCUUCGAAUAUUUAAAGCAAUUAGCAGCCGAAAAGGAUUAUUACUUGAUUAUGGAUCAACUCUCUACUCAAAAUAACAAUUACAACUUUUGUCCUCUAAAAAAUUUACAAAGUCACCUUGCGUAGUGUGAUAUUUGUUAUGAGCGCAUGUCUGAUCUUUCCGGCUCUGAGGUUAGCUGCGUUUUCUUUUCAGAUAAAACGGUCUUCAGAAAGUUAUGCAAGAUUUAUUCACUUCUUGCUUUUAGAUUGUUUGUGUUGGUCGAAUCAGCCUUUCAUAUUCGCGAUUUGCAUGCUUAUUAGUCACACAUUAGCAGUUCGGGACAGGCUUCGCUGGCUCAUACUGGGAUACGCUCUCAAGCAGCAAAAAACAAUUUGCACCUCGUCGCGGUCUUAUAAUUCUAACGACCUCGUAACCAGAGGGAAGUUUAAUCCCACUCCAAGUGAUUAAUGUUUAAACAGUUCACGAAAUUCUGCAAACACCAACGAGAAGCCAUUAGUUCGCGUAAGACAAAGAACACCUUAAAAGCCUUUCAAUAUGAUUGUUUAAUUACCAUCACAAUGCGCGGCCGGCCCUAGGUUAUAAGGGUUUGUUGGUAUGUCGAUUUGCUGAAUUAAUCUCAAGAGGAAUAAGAGUUUGCGUAGUCGACAACCUGAAAGUCCAGAUAAGUAUCAAGCGAGCAACUUUAUAGGCAGACAAUGAAUAAGUCGCCCAAAAAGCUGAUUAACCAAAGCAAAGAGAUCAUCUUAAGACAAGCGAUCGAAGACAACGACCUAGCGCAAGUUAAAUUCGUGCUACGCUUCCACAUUGGGAGAAUCAAUGACCAAGACGAGAAUCGAAUGACCGCAUUGCAUCACAGCUGCUUGUACGGUAGGAUAGAAAUAGUCAGGUUGCUACUCGAGCACGGAGCAGACCUGGAGGUAAGGGACUCUAAAGGUUGGACCGCGCUGCAUUUCGCCGCAAAUGGUGGCUUCCUUGAUGUCACUAGUCUGCUGUUGUCGUCGUGCGCGGACGCCGCGGCGUUAUCAUACGACGGGCAGCUUUCCAUCGACGUCGCCACAGGCGAAGGAAUGGUAUUCCUGUUGGCUUCUGCGAUCAUUAGAGCAGGUAAGGAAGAAAUACUGCUCAGGUACUUUGGCGGCUCUACCACAAGUCUACGCUCCAUAGAGGAGGAGAGUGCGAGCUGUGUGUCAUUGAAUGACACUGUUUCGCAGGAGAUUUUACGAGCUAGUCAGCAAUUCCUGGCGCAUGACCCUAAGACUCUUAGAUCAUCAACGAGCGAGUGCGCACUUGGUUUCAAGACCAAGACUCUGUACGCGAGCACAAAUAAACAGCUCCGAAAGAGUUACGAGCCCAUGAUGGAAAACGCGCAAAGCGAUAAACGAACUAGCAAGGAGCUUCGAAGCUUUGAUUCGGCAUUUGCGCCGGGUGUACUGAGAAGGCUAGCGGUGAGCGAGACAAACCUGAACAGGUCUAGCACCCAGGGUGAUCCUAAUAAUAACAAUGUCUGCGGAUCACCCAUCAACAGGGCUACGAACUAUUACGAUCUUAAGACUGCUGUUGAACCAGAGCCAGACUGGGAUGAAAUCGUGAUGUAAAAAAUGGGAUAAACUGAAUGUGAUGGCUUUGUUUUCCCCCGAUACAACUAUGAUCUAAUAAAACCACUAAAAUGUCCAAGGCGGUAUAAAUCCUGGUUAGAUAUAUUCAAAGCCGUAGCUCAGUUUUGAUAAAUUCGAGGAGCAUUGACAUCGGAUCGGUGAAUUGUGAAUAAAAAUGUCUUCCAAAUGGUAGCAACACGCGAGCCAGGAGAACUCGGUCUUUAUCAGAUGGACGUGUUUGUUAUGAACUCUGAGCCAUAAUACACAUACAAAGGAUUAUUUUUUUUAACAAAAGAACACCCAAGUUCUUGGCACAAUAAAGACAUAAUCCUGAGACAAGGAUAAUAGCGCGAAAGUCGUCGUUGAGGUUUUUAAAGAAUGCAAGUGCGGAAGGCAGAGUUUUUUUUAAAGCGGAACUAAGGUACAUCUAAUGGAAUUUCGACUGGACGGCUGCGAGUUGAAUUAAUAACACGAGACCAAUCAAACAAGUUUACGUCUUGUUACACAGCGCGAAUUAGCGCAAUCCCAACAAAAUCUUUGCUCUAGGCCACGAAGCAUUAGCGUGUCAGACAGAAUUAGUCCGGUUGAGAGCAAGGCAGCAAAAGAUUCACUCGUAACAGUGAUAUUAAAUAGAAACCGUGCGACGAGUCUAGUUAAACACUUGAAUAUGAAAUAACUAUACCCUAGCAAACUGACAAACGGGUGCUAUAAACUGUCAAGCGACUAUCUGUUCUAUCCCCAUUUGUCAUCCCUUUAGGAAAAGAAGCUUUAGAAAGAUAUGCGCAUAUGAUAUUCUGAUAACACAGACAAAUACAAUAUGGAAAAAUGGAUGAAAUUUAACUUUCUAGAAAAAACGAAAUAAAAAUAGCAUUGAAUAAAAAUACAACUAUAUUUUGGGGAUAAUCUUAUCGAUAGAUUUCAUAUUUUCCUAUAAAUGUUUAAUGGCAAUUGGCGUUUGCUGGAUUUCCAGCAGUCGGGAAAUUACUAGAAAUAAUUGAAACGUUAGUGAAUAUUUGAACGCCAGCCAAACCUAAACGGCCAUUUGUUAUGACUUGGAGGUCACUUCUGGGCAUGCUAUCACUAAACAGUCUAUGAAGCGGGGAGCAAUUGAAGUAAUUGUUACUAACCGAGCAUAUUAAAACACUUGCUACUUUGGUAGUAAAUAAAAGCAAUGGAACGUCUUA
Nematostella vectensis (starlet sea anemone) is the source of this 3536-nucleotide messenger RNA. Its product is annotated as ankyrin repeat domain-containing protein 46. The transcript has a single exon. The coding region runs from base 1453 to 2352 and encodes 299 amino acids. Lineage: Eukaryota; Metazoa; Cnidaria; Anthozoa; Actiniaria; Edwardsiidae. Gene Ontology annotation, molecular function: phosphatase regulator activity; enzyme inhibitor activity; protein binding. Gene Ontology annotation, cellular component: cytoplasm. The record is from RefSeq and is a predicted model, not a curated record.